Molecule: messenger RNA, 5368 nt
Organism: Notothenia coriiceps (black rockcod)
Lineage: Eukaryota; Metazoa; Chordata; Actinopteri; Perciformes; Nototheniidae
Product: zinc finger SWIM domain-containing protein 6
Exons: 10
Coding region: 279-2579 (766 amino acids)
Cellular component (GO): Cul2-RING ubiquitin ligase complex
Source: RefSeq, a predicted model, not a curated record
UGUUUUCCAGUGCAAGAUGGCGCCAGCAUACAAAAUGUGCACUAAAUGAAGAAUGUUAUGAAUGCUCCACAUCUUCGAAAACUGCCUCCAGCUCUCAGUUCUUGCAUGAUUAUUGUAUUUAGGAUUUUUGAAACCUAAAAGACAAACCUACCUGUAUUGUAUGACUCAUUGCGGACGUUGUGGUCACACAUAUAGAAGUAGGGCAGCUGACUUACAAUGUGCGUGUGUGUUUUUGUGUAUGAUGCUUAUGCUUGUGUGGGUGUCCAGGUGCCCUGUGGAUGUGCAUCGUACUGAACCCCCAUUGCAAAUCGGAGCAGAAGUCAUCGUGGCUGCGCCAGCUGCGCAGAUGGAACAGCGUGGACGUCUGCCCCUGGGAGGAUGGUAACCACGGCAAUGAACUGCCCAACCUCACCCACUCAUUGCCUCAGGGUGCCCAUGGCAACCAAGAGAUGCGCCCCCACAGGACUGUGUUCACACGGGCCAUUGAGGCCUGUGACCUACACUGGCAGGACCGACACCUCCAGCACAUUAUCGCCAGUGACCUCUAUGCCAACUACUGUUACCAUGACAACCAGGACGGCUCCCUUUUUGAUACACGGGGCUGGCCCUUGUGGCAUGAACACGUCCCGACGGCCUGUGCCAGGGUGGACGCCCUGCGAUCGCAUGGUUACCCCAGAGAAGCCCUUCGGUUGGCCAUCGCCGUGGUGAACACGUUACGGCGGCAACAGCAGAGGCAACUUGAGCACUUCCGCAGACACAAGAAAGAGUUGCUGCAUAAAGGCCAUACUUCCAUAACCAACAUGGAGGGCUGGGUGGGACACCCCCUGGAUCCCAUCGGGACCCUCUUCAGCACCCUGACAGAGCCGGGACGAGGGGGGGAGGAGGGCUCCAACACCUGCUUAGACCUGUCAGACUGCUCCAGUGUUGUAAGUCGAGCAGAGCUCCAGCGAAUGCCCGUGCAGCGAUUACUCGGAGACGGGGAAUCGUACGUGGCGCUGGCAGUGGAGACGGCUCUGAUUGGCUUAGGCCAGCAACGGGUGAUGCCCGACGGUCUGUACGCUCAAGAGAAGGUGUGUCGCAACGAAGAGCAGCUAUUGGCCAAGCUGCAGGAAGUGGAAGUGGACGACUCCCUGGUCAAAAUCUUCCGUAAACAGUCCGUCUUUCUGCUAGAGGCUGGCCCGUACUCUGGCCUCGGAGAGAUCGUCCACAGAGAGAGUGUUCCCAUGCACACCUUCGCCCGCUAUCUCUUUACCUCGCUCCUACCUCACGACGCUGAACUGUCGUACAAAAUUGCACUGAGAGCCAUGCGGUUGCCUGUGUUGGAGUCGACGGCCUCGCCUGGUGACCUGUCACGACCCCACCACAUCGUGUCCGUGGUGCCCAACCGAUAUCCCCGCUGGUUUACCCUGAGCCACAUAGAGUCUCAGCAGUGUGAGCUUGCCUCCACCAUGCUCACUGCUGCCAAAGGUGACAGUCGCAGGCUGGAGACAGUCUUGGAGUCCAUCCAGAAAAACAUUCACUCCUCGUCUCACAUCUUCAAACUUGCACAAGAUGCGUUCAAGAUCGCCACUCUGAUGGACAGCCUUCCUGACAUCACACUUCUCAAAGUCUCUCUGGAGCUCGGACUGCAGGUCAUGAGAAUAACUCUAUCCACAUUAAACUGGAGGCGGAGAGAGAUGGUGCGCUGGUUAGUCACAUGUGCCACUGAAGUGGGUGUGUAUGCACUGGACAGCAUCAUGCAGAGCUGGUUCACCCUCUUCACCCCCACAGAAGCCACCAGUAUCGUGGCCACCACCGUCAUGUCCAACAGCACCAUCGUCCGCCUUCACCUGGACUGCCACCAGCAGGAGAACCUGGCCUCGUCUGCCCGGACCCUCGCCCUGCAGUGUGCCAUGAAGGACCCCCAAAACUGCGCCCUCUCUGCUCUUACACUCUGUGAAAAGGACCAUAUUGCCUUCGAGACAGCCUACCAGAUUGUACUGGACGCAGCGGCGACGGGGAUGAGCUACACGCAGCUGUUCACUAUAGCACGCUACAUGGAACACCGGGGUUACCCCAUGAGGGCGUAUAAGCUGGCGACGUUAGCCAUGGCUCAUCUGAACCUCAGUUACAACCAGGACACACACCCGGCCAUCAACGAUGUGCUGUGGGCCUGUGCGCUCAGCCACUCGCUAGGGAAAAACGAGCUAGCUGCCGUUAUCCCCCUAGUGGUCAAGAGCGUGAAGUGCGCCACCGUGCUCUCGGACAUUUUGCGGCGGUGCACGCUGACCACGCCGGGCAUGGUGUCGGCACUUCACAGCCGCAGGAACUCUGGGAAGUUAAUGUCCCUGGACAAGGCGCCGCUCAGGCAGCUGCUGGACGCAACCAUCGGGGCUUACAUCAACACCACACACUCGCGGCUAACACACAUCAGCCCGCGCCACUACAGUGAGUUCAUAGAGUUCCUGGGUAAGGCCCGGGAGACGUUCAUGAUGGCUCACGACGGACACAUUCAGUUCACCCAGUUCAUAGACAACCUAAAACAGAUCUACAAGGGCAAAAAGAAACUUAUGAUGCUAGUGAGGGAGAGGUUCGGCUGAGAGGGAGGCUGACCUCCCCAUCUAGUACUUUUAUAUUAACUUGAGUCUGCCUUUUGAACUUCUUUUGGACUUAUAAAAUAGACAAAUAAAAAGAGGGAUGUGACUUGUAGAAUGAAGCAAAAAGAGAACGGAAAAGAUGACAAAAAAAUCAACAGAGCCACACGCGGUAUUAUUGUUCUUGCUGUUGUUAUUGUUAUAAACAUUAUUACUAUUAUUAUUAUUAAUAAUAUUAUUACUACUAUGUGUACAGAAGUGUUUUUAUUUUUCAGAAGAGAGGAAAUUUGUCACGUUGUGAAUGUUGUAUGUAUUUCUCUACAUGUGUGUGAGAGGAAAAUGAAAAGUGAAAUUGCUUUUUUUUUUAUUUUAGUUCUUUUAUUUUUAUGAUUUAAAGCAUCCUUUUUUCCCUUUUUUAAGUGUACAUUGAGUUAUAUAUUGUCAAGUGGCUGAAGCCCCUUCUUCAAUAGCACUCAUGUAAAAACAUAAAAAAGAAGAAGAAAAAAACCUAAGUCUCGGCAUCCUCAAAGAGAAACUAAGGCUUUAAACCUCACAGAGCACCUCCCCUUGUCCAGGCCCUCAGCAGUGGGUGCUGGGCAGCAAUGCACAGCUUUGCUCGGCUCGGCUCGGCUCGGCACAGCUUGGGUUAGCACUGACAGAAAGCCGCCAUCAGCAUUUCUUUAGACACAGCAGUAGCAGCAGCAGCAGCACUUGAGCAGCCAUUAGUUUUCUCUGGGUCCCAGGCAUUAGCUUCAUUACACACAACAAUGCUCUUAGCUAACUCAUGUUAUUGUCGAAACCCCCCGACCCACCUCCAUAAUGACUACCUGUUUAAGACAGAGGACAGUACGCAGGCAAUACAGUGAUGGCACAUUACACAAAGAUAAAGAGUAUUAUUGUUACAUUCACGUAAUGUUGUACAGCUGUGUUUUCUUUACACCCCAAGUUUGAGUUAAUACACUUUAUAUUUGAGUUUUCUAGUUGAAGUAGAUACCCAGAGGGAGACGACUACCUCAUGAAAUGGUAACUUGCUCCCCCCACCCUCCUUUUUUUUGGUUGCUAUCAUGAUAUGUAUCAUCUAUGAUAGCUGACAUUUUUCGUUAAGGAGAGUCACUAGUGAGGUUAUGAGGAGAUGUGGAGUUGGAGUGUUUUCUGCGCUGGACUCUGCUGUACGUCACUGCCCCGGCAUCGGUACUUACACCCCCACAAUUGGCUCUAACAGACUUGUAAGAUGCUUCAGUAUGUCAGUCCCCUCUCAUCUCUUACAGCCACCAUUGUACGGUAUUUUCAGACUAGGCCAGUGUCAUUUCCCUCUGUGCAUGUGAAUCAUAGAAAUUAGACUCUCUACUGUUAAAGUUCAUUGUGUGGAACCUUCAGUAAUUGUCAACCAGAACGUUCUCAGGGAUUUCUCUACACAGGAAAAAAGGCGGAACAAAUGAACGACUGACUACAGGAAAAAGACAAAAACAUGACACAACAUGAGCGAGCAUUUAUUGUACUCUGUAUAUAUGCCAUAGUAUAUGUCUGAAUAUGGAGGAUCUGAAAGUAUAUGUUAACUAAUUUAUACAGAGUAUUCUAUGUAAUGUGAAAUACUUGAAGCCGCUGUAGUUUGCUCUCUCUCUCUCGUUCUCCUUCUCUCUUUUGUCUUCUCUUUUCUUUUCUCUUUUGUUGAAAACAACAUAUCAGAAAGACUGACUUUGUUGAUGGUCGAUUUGGACUCACAGGGCCUCAUUUGUUCAUAUGUGGGACGCUGGAUCUCAUCAUGAAAUGCAGGUUGAUUCAAAUUGGGGAUGGCGGAGGAAAACAAUGUUGUUCAUUCCUUGCGACAAAAUCAUGGAAAUGGGGUGGAGAUAAAUUACCUUUGACAAUUGGUUGAUAAAUGUUUGAAAACACAAUACAGAACUUAAUUAUGCAUGUAAGCUGUUGCACUAGCCUAGUUCUCCAUAGGAUGCUAUGGGGAAAUAAAACUGUAAUGUACUUCAAACAGGAGCUGAUUGGAGAUUAAUCUGCCUGAAAAUCAUGUAUUUUGUGUUCAGCCUUACAUGCAUUGAAUACAUUGGCUGAUGUCAGCCUCAUGGUGCAAUGCUUGUCAGAGCAACUUCAUAGUUGUGCAGCUCAACAAGACUUGCAUUGAUAAUUAUGCACAGUUUCCAUCCAGCUAAGAAUAAAAAAACUACUCAGUUCUCCCUUUCAUUCAACGCAGCAUUUCCGGUGUCUCCUCCGCAAUGUUCAGCUGUCCUAUCAUUACUUGCCUUUUUACCUUCUUCAUACGUCUCAUUUUUCUUUUUCUGUGCAUCUUUUUCUAUCUUGUGUUCAUUAAAGAUAAAAGCAGCCUUUUCUCUUGCCUUGUCUUAACGCUUUAAAGUAACCAAACAGGAGAUCUAUCUAACAACCAAACGCGUUCUAAGAGGUGAGACAACCCACCUUGGUCCCAGCUUUAGUGUCCUUAAUUAGUAAGUGAAUGGCUGUGUAACUCAUGCUUUAACAAAGCAAUUCCUCACGUGUGUUUGGUGAAAAAAUACGUUGUCCAGUGUCUCUUGUUCUCUUCAGAAACAAUUUCCUCUGAGUCUUUCUAGCUGUUUUUUUCUUUUUCUUUUUUUUUUUGUGUAGAAAUCUUCUGCGCUCCCAUUUUAUUUAUUACAAUGACCCAUGUAUACAUGCUUAUGAAAUUAAGAUUUGAUACACCGAUAUCAAUUUAUUUAUGUAACUAAAUCACUGUUUUAUAAUCUUGUUAAUGAGUCAAUAAUUGAUUUUUUUUGUUUUUGUUUUAAUAAAAGUUAGUUUUUUGAAAUGUA